CUUCCCCCUCCACACACGCCAAAACCGUCCCAUCACCUCAUUUCUCUCCUCUUUCCUUGUUCCAUUAGCACAGACUGAACCACAAGAUCCAGACAAGCGAUACACAGCCAUCAAUCCUUCUCUCUCUUGUUUUCUUCUUCGUUUUAUAGUAGAGCGGAGGAAGAGCGACAUGGCGGCCACGGCGUCCCUGAAGAGCAGCUUCCUCCUCCCAUCUCCUAUCUCCGACUUCAGCGGCGCGGCCGUCUCCGUCUCAACGCAGAAGAGGAGGAGGUCAUGGCAGCCGAGAGGGGCGAGGAUUCAGGUCUCGGCGGCUGCGGACUCCAAGAACAUUCUUGUCAUGGGGGGAACCAGGUUCAUUGGUGUCUUCCUGUCCAGGCUCCUUGUCAAGGAGGGCCAUCAGGUUACAUUGUUCACUAGAGGAAAGGCACCCAUCACCCAGCAGCUGCCAGGAGAGUCCGAUGCAGAGUACGCAGAGUUCUCCUCCAAGAUUCAGCACUUGAAAGGUGACAGGAUGGACUUCGAAUUCGUCAAGACAAGCCUUGCUGCUAAGGGAUACAAUGUCGUUUACGACAUCAACGGACGCGAGGCUGUCGAAGUUGAGCCCAUAAUCGAAGCCUUGCCCAACCUGGAACAGUACAUCUACUGCUCAUCAGCCGGAGUGUACCUGAAAUCCGACCUUCUUCCACACUGCGAGAGCGAUGCGGUGGACCCCAAGAGCCGUCACAAGGGGAAGCUGGAGACGGAGAGCCUGCUGACCUCCCGCGGCGUGAACUGGACGUCGAUCAGGCCCGUGUACAUCUACGGCCCGCUCAACUACAACCCCGUCGAGGAGUGGUUCUUCCACCGCCUCAAGGAAGGCCGCCCCAUCCCCAUCCCCGGCGCCGGCAACCAGAUCACCCAGCUCGGCCAUGUCAAGGACCUGGCCACGGCGUUCAACCUGGUGCUCGGCAACCCCAAGGCGAGCCAGCAGAUCUUCAACAUCUCCGGGGCCAAGUACGUCACCUUCGACGGCCUCGCACGGGCCUGCGCAAAGGCUGGAGGGUUCCCUGAGCCGGAGCUCGUCCACUACAACCCCAAGGACUUCGACUUCGGCAAGAAGAAGGCCUUCCCGUUCAGGGACCAGCACUUCUUCGCGUCGAUCGAGAAGGCGACCAGGGAGCUUGGGUGGACGCCGGAGUUCGACCUCGUCGAGGGGCUCACCGACUCGUACAACCUCGACUUCGGCCGCGGCACGUUCCGGAAGGCCGCCGACUUCACCACGGACGACAUGAUCCUCGGCAAGAAGCUUGCCACCGUCUGAGCUUCUCGGGAUCUUUGGGAUCGAUGGCUGUAACACGUGACACGGCUAAGGGCCGGUACGUGCAGCUGGUAGGGCGAAAAUACGGUUGCUGGCUGUAAAUGUGGGGGAUACAUAUGGAAAAUUAUCUCAAUUUUGAUUUAGGUUCCGGAUCUGUGUGCAUCGACUGUUUGGGAAUCUUGUAGGUUGUUUCACCUGUAAAUGGAUUCCAGAUGUAAUUUGUUGUGCAAAAAAAACCCUCUGCAAAGCAACUCCAAGAGCUCUCUUAGAAAAUGAGUUAUUGAGGGUUAUGCUAAAAACUUUUCCCCCUAAAA
This is a messenger RNA of Setaria italica (foxtail millet), 1611 nucleotides long. RefSeq names its product chloroplast stem-loop binding protein of 41 kDa b, chloroplastic. The transcript is spliced from 9 exons. Gene Ontology annotation, molecular function: RNA binding. The record is from RefSeq and is a predicted model, not a curated record. NCBI's taxonomy places the organism in Eukaryota, Viridiplantae, Streptophyta, Magnoliopsida, Poales, Poaceae. Gene Ontology annotation, biological process: rRNA processing. The coding region runs from base 170 to 1300 and encodes 376 amino acids. Gene Ontology annotation, cellular component: cytosol.